Haliaeetus leucocephalus (bald eagle) is the source of this 3697-nucleotide messenger RNA. RefSeq names its product ring finger protein 26 (gene RNF26). The coding region runs from base 7 to 1434 and encodes 475 amino acids. The transcript has a single exon. Gene Ontology annotation, biological process: ubiquitin-dependent protein catabolic process; protein ubiquitination. Lineage: Eukaryota; Metazoa; Chordata; Aves; Accipitriformes; Accipitridae. The record is from RefSeq and is a predicted model, not a curated record. Gene Ontology annotation, molecular function: ubiquitin protein ligase activity.
GCCGCCAUGGACCUGCUGUUCGUGCUGCUCCGCGGCCUGCGGAUGGCCCUGGACCUGCUGGUCCUGGUGCUGGACGUGAACUUCUUUCUGGUGUCCUCGCUGGUGUCGGCUCUGCUCUGGCUGCUGGCCGCGGCCUGCAGCCUCCCCGCCGCCGCGGCCGCCGGGGCGCUGGCCUGCUGGGACGGGCUGCUCCUCUCGCUGGCCUCCCUGGCCCGGGCGGCCUCCUGCCUGGCGGUGGGCGCCCUGCAGGGGCUGGCCGGCCUGCUGCGGGGCUGCUGCUGCGGCCUGGAGGGGCUGAAGGUGGCAGGGCACCUCCUCUCGCACCUGACGCUGCGGUGCAAGGAGCUGCUGCACCGCGGGCUCUGCGGCCUGCUGGGCUGCGGGCAGGCCCUGGCCAGGCAGGUCUGCGAGGGCCUGGCCAUCGGCACCAGCCUGCUGGCCUACCUCGUCAACAGCCUCAUCAACGUGUGCCUCAUCGGCACGCAGAACCUCUUCACCCUGCUCGCAGCCCUGUGGGACUCCGUCGCCGGCCCCUUCCUCCGAGUCACGGACCUGCUGGCCGCUUUCCUCGCGCACAUCUCCAGCGGAGCCAUCGCCGUGUCCAUCCUGCUGUGGUCGCCCUGCCAGCUGGCCUUCGAGCUCCUGGCCUCCGUCGCCGAGCUCUUCAUCAACAUCUUCUUCGUGAAUAUUUAUGGCCUGGGCUUGCUCCUCCUCAUUAUUGUUGUCAGCGCCUUUGUCUUCAACCCUGGACUGCUGUGGACACUGACAGGCUACGUGCUGGGCUACUUCAACACGCUGCCUUCCUACCACCGCCUGCAGCGGGAUGUGUGGCGGCUCUAUCAGGUGGCGGUCCUGACGCUGGGUAUGGCCAUGACCUCUCAGGCCUGGCGCAGGUUGGUGGACUGGAGCCUGCAGGUGACCAACUGGAGCCGAGGAGGCAGAAUGAUGAACCAGGAAAGCAACCAGCGAGGGGCAGCUGCACCGGCCCCGAGACCCACAGUCCCCAGCAGGCUGGUGCUGGCAGGGGUCGGCCAGCUGCCAGCCGAGCACGAGGGCCAGCUGAAUGUGGAGCAGGUACCACAGGCGCGUCCUGCUCUGAGUCGAAGUGCUGUGGCAGGACAGCGUCUCCAGCCGCCCAGGGAGGAACCGAGCACCUCCUGGGGCAAAGCUCCGAGGAGGCAGCAGCUGAAUGCAGCAGCUGCAGAUGGUCAGGGCACUCCGGAUGAUGACCCCUGGAUGCUCCUGAAAGAACAAGAGGAACGUAAGAAAUGUGUCAUCUGUCAAGACCAAACCAAGACAGUCCUGCUUCUGCCCUGCAGGCACCUGUGCCUGUGUCAGGAGUGCACAGAAGUUCUCCUGCAGCAGGCCAUCUACCAGCGCAACUGCCCGCUGUGCCGCCAGAUGAUCCUCCAGACGCUCAAUGUGUACUUGUGAGCCCAAGGCGUGGGUAGCUUGGGUCAUUUUCCCAGGAGGUCAAGGGCACCCCUGUCUGCCUCUUGCCGGGAAGCAGAACUUCCCAGAGCUGCCUUGAGCAGCUUCCAAAGAACUAAGGAUGGUGCUGAAAGGGCAAAAGGCUGUUGGGGGGUGUCUGCUAGCCGCAUUUGCUACGUAACUAGAUUGUAGCUCUUGCUAGCAAGCACAAUAACUGAUCUCUGCAGCAGGCUGAAAGAGUUACCUUUUUUUGUUGACAACUUUUGCUGUUUAAGGGCCUGUUGCCUCAAGCCUGCAGCAGUCUGAGAUCCAAAGUGGAGUGCAGAAAGAUGCUCUUGUCCCUCCUAGCCAAAGCUGAUGGAAAGGUUAAAGGCUGUGCCCUCUUGGGAAUCACGGGCUGGUGCAAGGCAAAGGAGGGUUUUUCCCAAGGUCUGACCAGAAAACUACCUGGCAUACUGCAUUCAGGCCUCUGUUUCCUCCUCCCACCACCUAAGUGGGGGAGCUCCCUGGGAAGGAAGUGUGCCCCUUUUGCAAGGCCCUAGGAGACCAAUGAGCACACUUGAGCUUUUUAGACUGUGCUUCCAGAGGGCUGAGCCUGGCUCUCAGCUGGAGAAGAGCAGGGCUUCUGGGGUACCUCAGUAUCUCAGCCACUGUGGCUUUGGUUUUUGAGCUUCCUAUUCCCCUUCCCAGGACAAAGAGGAGCUGAGAUGAAUGUGGGCUCCCUGCAGGCCAGCUGACUGCAGAGCUCAGUGCUGCUGCCGCUUCCACGCAUCACCUAUGCAAGACUAGCAAGCACACAUCAGGUUUCUCACAUGGGGAGGCUGGAGAGAGUUACUCUUUCUGCAGGGGCGGUGGUGCUGCUUGGGGAACCUAAGGGGUGGCUGGCUGGCCAGUGCUCACAGCCCUGGCAGCAGCAGCACAUGUCUGAGCCAAUGCUGGAGAAUCCUCUCUAGGCAAUACACAUUUUCUUCAGGCUCAGCGUGCCAUGGAACUGGGUGGUUCACACUAGUGCUUGCUUGCUGCUUCCCAGGCUGGGCCGGCAAGAGGGAGUAACUCUUUGGGAAGAGAGGGGACACCCCAAAGCUUCUGGGAGCCCACUAACACAUUCCAGCUCCAGGCACAAGUUCUGCAUAUCCGUGCUGCUGAUCUGCAGUUGUGUGCGUGGAGCAGUGCCAGGACCAAGGCUAUCUUUGAUUAGGGCAGGGUUACACUGCUGUUCUAUCUUACUGUGUCAGAAAUGUAGCUAGUUUUAUUUAAAAAGUGUCCCCUGAAGUCUAAGGAGGGCAUUUGAUCCUGGCUGGGGAGGCCAGAGGUGGCUCUUCCCAGGUUGGUCAACCAGCACCAUUCCAAGAAAUUACUGGGCUGUGAGAGGGCCUUACACUAAACAGCUUUUCCUUUUCCAGCUGCUUGCCUGAGGUCAGCCAUGCGCCACAGCCAAUUUUGGCUGGAGCCAGACUGGAAAGAGUCUUGACUCCUGGACUGCAAGCCAAGAGCCUGAGGGUGGCUGGCAUGGUCUUCCUUCUCUAUUCUCCUUCUUGAUUAGUGAUUUGAGCCAAAACAGAGGCAGCAGAGAGGCCAGGCCAUGCUGGGAGACGCCUCUGUGCUGGAAACCUGAGCUGUGGCAAGAUACUAUCUUGCUGGAGAGUGGCUUUGCUCCGGGAGGCACUGCAGGGGCUGGUUGCCCCCGUGUUUGCUGGGGGCUGGAGGGACUCCCUAGGCCAAGCUGGGCUCCUGAGCACUAAUGGGUGUUAGAAGGGCCUGGCCCCAGGGCUGUCAGCUGCUUCCAUCUCACUUUGCAGGGAUGCAAAGCUCCCUGCCCAAGCCCUGUUACUCAGCCUCUUGUCCCUGUGCCUCCCCAGACACACACCACCCAUGUUAAUGUUUUCUCUCCAGCCACCUCUCCUGUGGCUGCAGCCAGUGACACUUGCAGUUGAGUAGCCAAACCUUUGCCAGAGCAGCAAAUGUGGCCCCACAGGCUGUGUUCCCCAGGGUCCAGCUUGUUGCAGGCACUUGCAGAGGUCCUCCUGCAAGAGGAGCCAGGGAGCUACACCCUUCCCUGGGUGUGCCUCUAGAGACACCUGGGAGCAGGAGCAUGGCCAUGCUGCAGGCCGUGUUUGGUCGGGACCAGCUCAUGGAUCUUGGGGUGCAAUGUUUCCUACAUGAAUUACAGGGGGGAAGGACACCUCCCCAGGACUGCAGUUUCUUCCCUCAAACCCUUUUUCUAUUAUAGCAGUCAUGCUUAUUGUUUUAGGGCCUGUUUGUUUGC